AUGGCUCCCGUCACCGUAGCGGACCGGGACGUUCUACCGGACUCCGUCAAACCCAUCAAUUACGACAUCUCCAUCUUCGAUAUCGAACUUGGUGGUGCGUUCAGCUACCAGGGCACCGUCAGCAUCCUCUCGAAGAUUACCACCCCGACGAGGGAGAUUGUUUUGAACAGCCACCAGCUCAAAAUCCACAGUGCCGAGGUCAGUUUGGAGCAUACCAAGACCCAGCAAGUUUUCAAGUCCACUGGGACAUCGUACGAUGUCCAGAGCCAGCGUGCAACUCUCUCCUUCCCGGAUGAGCUCCCGGUCUCCGAGAAGGCCCUACUUGUCAUCAAAUUCCAAGGAACAAUCAAUAAUGACAUGGCCGGCUUCUACCGGUCGAGAUAUACGCCCGCAGUUACGCCAGCGCCAUCAGUGCCGAAGGAUGGAGACGACCACGUGAUGUUCUCAACCCAAUUCGAGAGUUGUGAUGCUCGUCGAACAUUCCCAUGUUUCGAUGAGCCCAACCUAAAGGCCACCUUUGACUUCGAAAUCGAACUGCCAGAGGAUCAGGUGGCGCUGAGCAACAUGCCUGAAAAUGGCGUGAGAAAGUCCAAGGAUGGGUUCAAGGUCGUGUCCUUUGAGAGAACUCCAAUCAUGAGUACCUAUCUGCUCGCAUGGGCAAUGGGAGACUUCGAGUAUAUCGAAGAUUUCACAAAACGGAAGUAUAAUGGCAAGAACAUCCCCGUCCGCGUAUACACAACCAGGGGGUUGAAACACCAAGCAGAGUAUGCUCUUCAGCAUGCUCCGCAGACCAUCGAUUACUUUUCCGAAAUCUUUGACAUUGAUUACCCACUCCCAAAAGCAGAUCUACUUGCUGUUCAUGAAUUUUCGCAUGGCGCUAUGGAAAACUGGGGCCUCGUUACCUACAGAACCACAGCCGUGCUCUUUGAUGAGAAAACAUCUGAGGCGAGGUUUAAGAACAGGGUCGCCUAUGUCGUCGCUCACGAGCUGGCUCAUCAGUGGUUCGGCAACCUCGUUACCAUGGACUGGUGGAGCGAACUUUGGCUUAAUGAGGGUUUCGCUACAUGGGUGGGUUGGCUGGCGAUAGACCAUAUCCACCCGGACUGGAAUGUUUGGCCUCAAUUCGUGGCGGAAGGAAUGCAAACCGCUUUUACCCUUGAUUCGCUUCGUAGCUCUCAUCCCAUUGAAGUCCCUGUGCGAGAUGGCCUCGAGGUUGAUCAAAUCUUUGAUGCAAUCAGCUAUCAAAAGGGUAGCGCCGUCAUUCGCAUGUUGGCUGCGCAUCUUGGCCGCGAAACCUUCCUCAAGGGCGUUUCUAAUUACCUCAAGUCCCAUGCUUAUGGAAACGCCACGACCAAUGAUCUUUGGUCCGCACUGAGCGAAGCCUCCGGCCAGGAUGUGAACGGUUUGAUCGACAACUGGAUCCGCAAAGUCGGAUUCCCAGUGGUAACUGUGGCUGAAGAACCCGGUCAGAUCAGCCUCAAACAGUCCCGCUACUUAUCCACCGGGGAUGUCAAGCCAGAGGAGGAUACGACCACUUGGUGGGUUCCUCUAGGACUAGAAGGCAAAGCCGGCGCUCAAGGCGUCACCUCCAUCGGUCUCACGGAUAAAGAGACUGUUAUUAGAGAUAUUGACGAUUCAUUCUACAAGAUUAACAAAGAUAACGCUGGCUUUUAUAGAACGAACUACCCCCCAGCAAGACUAGCUAAGUUAGGCACCCAGAUCGAUCGGCUUAGCACCGCUGACAAGAUUGGCGUGAUUGGUGAUGCGGGAGCUUUGGCGUUUUCUGGGCAGGCCACAACGGCCGGCCUACUCGCCUUUGUCGAAGGUCUCCAAUCUGAGUCAAAUUACUUGGUGUGGUCACAGGUUUUGAGCUCCUUGGGAACAGUCAAGUCGGUCUUCGCUGAGAAUGAAGAAAUCUCAGAGGGCCUAAAGAAAUUCGCUCUCACUCUCAUUACCCCAGCAGUUGAGAAGAUUGGUUGGGAGCCAUCGCCAAAUGAGGACUAUCUUACCGGCCAGCUUCGUACUCUCCUCAUCCUCACCGCAGGACUGAAUGGACAUGAAGGCAUUACCUCUGAAGCACAACGCCGAUUUGAGCUCUACAUGAAUGGCAAUGACAAAACGGCCAUUCCUUCUAACCUCCGGUCGGCAAUUUUUGGUAUCUCAAUGCGCCACGGCGACAAAUCGGAAUACCAAGCUCUAAAGAAGGAGUGGCAGACGACAACUUCGAUCGAUGGCAAAGAGAUCUCUCUUCGAGCCAUGGGACGUCUAAGGAAUCUCGAGCUUCUACCAGAUUACCUCGACUUCAUCUUCACCACGGUCGCCACGCAAGAUAAGCACACCGGUGCCAUGGCCUUAGCCGCGAAUUCCGAGACCCGUGACCCAUUGUGGAAGUACAUCCAAGAAAACUUCGACACUAUUUAUGCAUCCCUAUCAAAGAACAUGGUUGUCCUCGAUCGGUUCCUGAAAGUGAGUUUGCAGAAAUUCAAUGGUAAGGAGGUUGAGCAAGAGAUUUCGAUUUUCUUUGAGCCAAAGGAUAAUCGCGGAUAUGAUCGUACUUUGAAUGUCAUCCGGGAUACUAUCCUAAGUCGGGCUGCCUAUAAAGAAAGGGAUGGCAAGCUCAUCUUAGAAUGGCUGAAGACACACGGAUAUGCCUAA
Molecule: messenger RNA, 2655 nt
Organism: Venustampulla echinocandica
Lineage: Eukaryota; Fungi; Ascomycota; Leotiomycetes; Helotiales; Pleuroascaceae
Product: Metalloproteases (Zincins), catalytic
Exons: 5
Coding region: 1-2655 (884 amino acids)
Biological process (GO): peptide catabolic process; proteolysis
Cellular component (GO): cytoplasm
Molecular function (GO): peptide binding; metalloaminopeptidase activity; zinc ion binding
Source: RefSeq, a predicted model, not a curated record